Megalops cyprinoides (Indo-Pacific tarpon) is the source of this 2921-nucleotide messenger RNA. RefSeq names its product glutathione S-transferase, C-terminal domain containing (gene gstcd). The record is from RefSeq and is a predicted model, not a curated record. Lineage: Eukaryota; Metazoa; Chordata; Actinopteri; Elopiformes; Megalopidae. The transcript is spliced from 12 exons. Bases 28 to 1953 code for a protein of 641 amino acids.
CACAGAAGUCGUUCAGUAACAACGUGAAUGUCUGAAAAGAACUCUGCUGCGGGACAGCGAACUGAGAUGAUGAAGCCAGCAGUGCAGGAACAAGAGAGUCUGUACCUGGAAGUGACCCCUCAAAAGGAAGAGCGCAGCCUUCCUCUCCACACAUCCAUAGUUUUGUUUCUUCUGUCUUACUGUGACUGCAAGGCCUUCCGCGUGUUUCUGGUUUCUGCUCGGGCAGGCGGUGGGCAGCCCUGGAGGGGCCUUGUGCCGGAGGCACUGGGAGCCACAGAAAUCCAGCCGCAGGAUGUGCCUGUGCUGGUGGGAGGCUGCCGCCUGCCUGCUGUGCUGGGAAGCGGUGGACGGUACUGCCAGGCCGGCCUGGCGGUGGUGCUGAGGCACAUCAUCAACAGAACCUGCAAGGAAGAUCCUGGGCGGAGGGACGUGUCUGCCCUGCUUGGGUUCAAGAAGACCUGCCUGAAGGCCUGCGCUGAGGUUAGCCAGUGGACCAGGCUGUGUGAGCUCAGUAUACCUGCAGCAGUGGAAGAGUUUCUAUGGCAGACCGCUGACGGGGACGCUAAGGUGCCCACUGCCAUCCUUCACCUGGAGAGGAAGCUGGGGGAACCCGUCAAGGUGCACAACGAUGACAAGAUCCGCCGGCAGAAGCUGCAGCUUCAGCAGGAGAGUAGCGCAAGCACCCACGAGCCCUCGGCAACUGAGAACCCACCCCCUCAGGUCUCUGAUGGGUUAGAGCUCAAAGCUGCCCUGGCCAAGCUGUCUGUGGGUGAAGUUCAGUCUCCAGCCACCAGGGGGCCCUCUGAUAUCAGGAAAGUGAAGACCACGGAGCUGCCUCCGCUAGAGCAUGUGUUUGCAGAGGGGUUAUACUUCACUCUCACAGAUGUGGUUCUGCUGCCCUGUGUGCACAGCUGUCUGAGGUCUUUUCAACAGCGUGCUGCGAGCGGGCUAACUCAGCUGCCCCUUCUGUGCCGCUGGUACCUCCGCGUCCAGGAAGUGCCCGGGGUGCGCCGGGCAGCAGAGGAUUGUGGGAUAGCUCUCUUCACUCCCCAGGCCCCAGAGCCGGGCCCCCAGGAGGUGGCGCCGCCGCCGUCGCCCGGCGAUUCGGAAGAAGAGGAGGGUGCGGGGAAGACGCAGGUGUCCUUCGUUGGGGGCCCCAGGCCCACCAUGACCAAGCUGAAAGAGAGUGGCAUCGAGGCGGUUUUCUCCCCUCACCCCUGCCCGUCCUGGACGCUCGACUGGGAGAGCCUGCCAGCGGCCGUCAACCCCACCGAAGGGAAAAUGUCAGACGCCCGGGCGGUGAGGAAGCGGCAACAGUUGAACAACCUGGUUGCCAUGGUGACGAGGCUGGCCCGACCUGGAGACAGGGUGGUGGAUUUCUGCAGUGGCGGUGGGCAUGUUGGGAUUGCUCUCGCUCACACCCUACCUGAGUGCCAGGUGGUGCUGAUUGAGAAUAAAGAGGAGUCGCUGGUGCGGGCUCAGAGCAGAAGCGCGGAGCUGGGCCUCAGAAACGUCGGCUUCAUCCAGGCGAAUCUGGACAAUUUCACUGGGCCCUUUAAAAUAGGGGUGGCUCUGCACGCGUGCGGCGUGGCCACGGACAUGGUGAUGGAGCACUGCGUGCGGGCGAGAGCCUCCUUCAUCAUCAGCCCCUGCUGCUACGGCUUCAUCCAGAACACAGUCCGCUUCACCUUCCCCAGGAGCAAGCGGUUCUUGGACACGUUGAGUUACAAGGAACACAUGAUUCUCUGCCGGUUUGCAGAUCAGACGGCCGUCCAGUUGCCUCCGGACCGACGCUUAAUAGGUAAGCAGUGCAUGGGCCUGGUGGACUUGGAUCGAUCCUGGACAGCAGAGGCUCAUGGGUACUGUGUCGAGGUGAUGACCAUGGAGCCCGACAGCUGCUCUCCGAAGAACAACAUGCUGGUGGGGGUGCCAGAAGGUCUCAGCCUUGCCUAAACCUCAUGAAGGUGGCUGGGGUCACAUUGGUGACAGUCCCAUGUGAAACACUUGUUGGACUUUGGCAAAAGGUUUGUGUUUCUUGAAGCACUGUAAGGUAUGGUCUUGAAGAUGCGUGUUCAAGGUAACACUGAAACCUCUAACAUUUAUAGCACAUCUCCCAAAGGUACAGAAAAUGAAAUCAGAAUCCAGAUAUGUGGGCAAAAAAAAAGGUUUUUAUUUGGUUUUUUAUAUGGCUUUGCUGAUUUCUCAUCAAGCCAAUGUCAGUUUAUUUCCAACCUUUGUUUUCUCUCCAGCUGAGUAUAUACAAUAAUGGAAACCCCAGCAUUCCAGCAUAUAGGUUGCUGUUGGCACUGGCAUUGCGGGGUCUCUGGGGCUCGAGUCCCUUGCUAACUCAGGUAUUUACUUGAAUAAAAAUAAUUAAACACAUAAAUUAAUACUUUGCCGUACCUGACCCACCUCAGAAUGUUGCAGUCUCAGCACCCCUGCUCACAGUAAGUAUUUGUCCUUGAUUUGGCACCCUGAAACGGUGAUUGGUUUAGCUACAGUCUAAUUUAACUUUGCAGUAUCGCUGACCUCCUGAGUGAUUUUAAUGGGUUUCUGCUCCUGGCAGUACCAUUCUGAAAGCGCAGGCAGGUGCCUCGGACCUUCUUGGUCCAGUGAGCAUCUGUAAUCCCAGCCCUAGCCCUCCUGUUAAUAGCGGGGCCUUUCCUGGGUGUUCUGUCUGGGUCUUCAUGCAUGGUGUAGCCUUUUGAACAAUAACGAAUGACAAUUACAUGGUUUUGCCACCUCUGGAACAGUAGUAGCGGUGGGGUCCCAUACAACUAUGUGUUCUGUGUACUACAAAAGGGGUCAUUUCAAACAUGCCAUUGCUAAUGUAGGCAGCUACAUCAUUUUUUUUUACAAUGUGGGUUUUAUCAUUCAACAAAUGUUGAAUUUUGUGAGCAAUGUAUCUCUCAGUGAGAAUG